Messenger RNA from Mercurialis annua (annual mercury), 2203 nucleotides. RefSeq lists its product as uncharacterized. Gene Ontology annotation, molecular function: protein binding. Lineage: Eukaryota; Viridiplantae; Streptophyta; Magnoliopsida; Malpighiales; Euphorbiaceae. The record is from RefSeq and is a predicted model, not a curated record. Bases 177 to 1127 code for a protein of 316 amino acids. The transcript has 3 exons.
UGUCUUAUGUUAAUCACAAAGUUAUUAUUGCUCAAAAUCCUCUUCCUGUUCCUUUCCUUCUCUAGAAACCUUUCUGUCUUAAUCAUUUCAUUUUAAUUUUUGUUUCACAGCUGUGAUAAAACUUCAUCACUCUCUGUUCAUCGGACGGUGGAGAUUUCAUAUUUGGCCGCGUGAUCAUGGCAUCUGCUGUACCAUCGAACAAGAUCGAGUCAGCUCACCAGAUUUACAGAGACGGCAACUACGAGGAAGCUUUAGGGUUAUACACGGAGACUCUCUCCAUGGCCAAAACCAAGGCUCAGAAGAUCGCUCUGCACAGUAAUCGAGCCGCUUGUUAUUUGAAAUUGCACGAUUUCAAAAAGGCAGCUGAAGAAUGUACGGCAGUGCUUGAGCUUGAUCAUAAGCACGCUGGAGCGUUGAUGCUACGGGCGCAGACGUUGGUUACUCUUAAGGAGUAUAAUUCGGCUCUGUUUGAUGUGAAUAGGCUUAUGGAAUUGAAUCCUUCGUCGGAGCUUUAUCAGAGUCUUGAAACUCGGUUGAGGACGCAAUUGUCGCUGGCUCCAAUACCUGAAUCUGAAGCCGAGUUGGAAGAAGAGGAAGAAAUAGAACAAUAUGGAGAUAAGAAAGAGCAGGAUGAAAAAGAAGAGGCACCUGUGGCAGUGAUAGGAGCUAAUUACAAAACAGAACCUUCCAAGACUAUUGAGGCUGAAGUCAUUUGGCCUAAAACAUCAAAUAUUAAUGGGUCUUUUGCAAUAGGUAGAGAGCAAAAGUUGGAGCCUAGAAAGACCAUUGCUGCUGAAGUUAUUGCUCAAGCACAGCGAAAAGUGGAGCACAGAAAGUCUGUAGCUUCUGAAGUUAUUGCUCAAGCACAGCGAAAAGUGGAGCACAGAAAGUCUGUAGCUUCUGAAGUUAUAGCUCAAGCACAGAGGAAGAAGGAAUCAUCUGAGCUGCAUUCUAAAGGAUGGCAAGCGAUUCCAAAACCCAAGGGACACUCAACUUUGGACUAUGCUCGUUGGGAUAGAGUGGAAGAUGACUCGAGUGAAGAUGACGACGACGACGAUGAUGAAGAAGACUCCCAGCCUCAGUUCCGUUUCCGUGUAAAAACUGUUGGUGUGCGACCAGUGAAGUGAAAUGAUUAACGCGGAAUACAGACAUGAAAUGUUGCACUUAUAGCUGGCUAGACGUGAAACGCAAAAGGUUGUGAGAUUUAACGACCAGAAGCCAAUUGUCUCGUGUCCUUAUAUAGAUAGAAGACUCCCUGCCUCAGUUCCGUUUCCGUGUAAAAAGUGUUGGUGUGCGACCAGUGAAGUGAAAUGAUUAACGCGGAAUACAGACAUGAAAUGUUGCACUUAUAGCUGGCUAGACGUGAAACACAAAAGGUUGUGAGAUUUAACGACCAGAAGCCAAUUGUCUCGUGUCCUUAUAUAGAUGCCGAAAGACCAGAUUUUGCCUGGAACAUCAAAGUGUAAAGCUGACCGAGGAGGUUAUAGAGAUGGGCUGGAGGAUUCUAGUGGAAGGCUUGUGGAGAAGCGUGGAGAUUAUGUUAUAAUAUCCAAAUAGCUGAAACUAACCAAUGCCUUCAAGUGCAAAAGUUCCCAUUGUCUGAAGUCUGAUUAUUUUGGGGAAAAAUCUCGAUCUUCGUCUCGAUACAAGUAUUGAGAUGCAGCAUUUCCUUCAGGAGGACUAAUCCCUUUUGUUCAUGUCGGAACAAGCAUUUGGCCCUGCGGAUUAUCGUUGCUAAAAGUUGACCAGUUUGAUUCGAUAUGUUGGUAAAUUAUUUUGUUUUUGGCUUCAUUAUGUGUUCUGUAUAAUCACAUUGCCAUACUACUGAUAUACAGUGGUUCUUCUGAUUGUGAUUUUAUCAGGGUGAAGCAGUUUUUUUUAUCAGAAGGUUGGAGAUAGUCCUUAGAUGGUCCGCAUGUACUUCUAUUUAUCAUCUAUUUGUAAUUUAGACACUCAUAAAACAAGCAUACAAUAUUAAUUGAUUGGGUUGUGAUUAUCUCAAGUUCAUUUUGAACUUGAGGGGGUCAUGUUCACGAUCAACACCGUUUAUUGUAAAAUGACGGUAUAGAUUAAUUUGAUUAAAAUUAUACUUUUUUUUAUCUACACCAUUCAUUUUACAAUUAACGGUGUAGAUUGUGAACGUUACCCUCUCAAGUUCACUUGAGUGAAUCCCAAUCCUUAUUUAUUUUAUUUUAUUUUAUUA